AUGGCUAAAUUUGAUCUUAAGAUUGCUAUGAAUUUAUUACCAGUCGCAUCUGAUGAUGAGUCUGACGGAAAUGAAUCUGAUUAUAAAGUUUUAAAACCCAGAAAUGAGAAACAAGCUAUUAAAGUUUUUGCCGACGGACUUAGAAAUCGUCGUAUCGGAACUAUUGUCACAGCUAGAAACUACUCGUCCUUGAAUGAUGCGGUACAGGCCGCCCUGGACGAGGACUCAGAAUCUGCUCAAUCCGGAGAUAUUUUAACUAUGCGCCAUAAUAAUUACAAAAAUUACAAUCAAUAUUAUAAUUACAGAGGUCGUAGAAAUUUUAAUGCUGGACAAUCUGGAAAUUGGCGUGGACGAGGAACCAAACGUCUGCCGAGAGUUAAACGAAGGAAUGCAUACUUGAAUGUUGGCCGAGAGUCAAAAUCAAGUAGAAAAUUUGUUCAAUAUCGAACUCAUUGUGUUGCAGAUGUUGAGGUGUCCGUUUCAACUGAAGAUAUUCUGCCACAUUCUGAAUCCCCAGAGGUUCAAACAGAAGUCUCGGAUUUGAGAACAAAUACAAUUCUCGAUCUACCCACCUCGGACGGUGAAUUACACGGAGAAUCAGCAAACUUGACGCCUGAGUAUUUGCAAGCGCUAGGAGAUGCUAUUAAUGAAGUACCUCAAUACGGUGAAGAUAUUCACCAUGACUUAGCCCUAAGGUGGCUUCCUAUAUUACGUAGAGGCCUACCUAAGGAUGUCCGUGAAAAACUUGUGACAUCUUAUUCAAUACCGAGUAACUGUAAGUUAUUGAAAGCUCCAUCGUUGAACGCUGAAAUUUCAGCCGCAAUUACUGAUUCUCUAAGACAACGUGACAAAAAAUUAGAAAAUUAUCAACAACAAUUAGGCGUGGGUAUAACAAGUAUUAACAGAGCAGUGACAUUGCUAUUAACGGAAGAGGAUAAAAUUAAAGCCAUCAAAAUACUCUCGGAUGCAAUUCGUAUUUUGUCAGACUUGCACUAUCAGGAUAGUGAUACUAGAAUUAAAUUACUAUCGCCUAGUUUAGACAAGUCAAUUUUAAAUAUUAUUGAUAAUAAUGAAAGAGAUGAAACACUUUUUGGUAAUAACCUUUCGGAGAAGAUCAAAGCAGCCAAGACUAUAGAAAAACAAGGUUUGUCAAUAAAGAAGAAUAUUGUUCCCUCGAAACCUCCUUCCGUCACUACACGACCUCGACAGGGAAACUGGUCGGGCCCUCCCCGGUUCCCAUCGAACAGGGGGGGGCGCACAGGAUCACGGAUGCGAGCUCUGACGACGGCAACGAUACGUCGAACGCUCCCCACGGGCUCAGCACUGCUACCACGAUCCAACCACUCGAGCAAGCAACGCACUCAUCAGCCGCACCGAUAUCCAUAGAGGUCACAGAAGCAAGGACAGAGCCUACAGCCUACCCUGGGAGCUGCCAUACUUUGCGGCUCGCAUUCUCCAGGCGGGGCGUUCCCAACCAAGCGUUAGAUCUUGUUUAUGCGUCAUUAUCAGACAACACUAUACGGCAGUAUAACGUUACUUACAAACUAUGGUGGAAUUUUUGUAUCAUGAAUAAGUUUAAUCCUAUGGAUCCCUUGGUUCAUGUUAUCAUGUCAUUCAUAACAGAUCAGUACCAUAAAGGUGAUUCCUAUGGAUCUCUUAACUGUCAUCGCUCGGCAUUAUCCUUACUUCUGGGUAAUAAUAUAGGAAAAGACGA
This is a messenger RNA of Vanessa tameamea, 1714 nucleotides long. RefSeq lists its product as uncharacterized. The coding region runs from base 1 to 1386 and encodes 461 amino acids. The record is from RefSeq and is a predicted model, not a curated record. NCBI's taxonomy places the organism in Eukaryota, Metazoa, Arthropoda, Insecta, Lepidoptera, Nymphalidae. The transcript has 5 exons.